This is a messenger RNA of Acanthosepion pharaonis, 846 nucleotides long. NCBI's taxonomy places the organism in Eukaryota, Metazoa, Mollusca, Cephalopoda, Sepiida, Sepiidae. The record is from the annotation of a GenBank genome assembly.
AUGACUGUUUCGCUUCCUUCCGUUAAAUACACUUUAUUCUUCUGCAAACCAAAAAAUAAACAUCGACUCACCUUCUUGAGGCCAAUGAAGCCCCCUAUCUAUUACCCUGUCUCUAUUUCUUCGUUUCUCUAUCACACUCUCCUUUUCUUUAUCUUUUUCGUUCUUGUCUUUGUCUUAUUCGCCUGUGUUCUCUUUCUCUCUCACUCUCAUUUUUCUCUUUUUUUUCUUUUUUAUUUCUUUCAUCCUUUUAAUUUUUUCUCCGUCUCUUUUUCUUCUUUCUCUCUCACUAUCAAUUCUAUCUCUUUCUUUUCUUUCCUUUCUUUCCUUUCUUUCCUUUCCUUUCUUUCCUUUAUUUCUUUCCUUUCUUUCUUUCCUUUCUUAUUCGUCUUUGGCUUCUUUUUCUCUGUUAUUUUUAUUUCUUUUCUUUUUCUUCGAGGCCUUCUUCUCUCUUUUCUCCACUUUCUUCAUUCCUCACUUUCUUUUCUUUCUUCUUCGUCCGCUCCCUACCGUUUUCUUUUCGUUCCACCACUCACUUACAACCAUUCUAUUUGUCCCCGUUUUAAUCUUUCGUUUUCUUUUUUGUUUUUCUGUCCUCCAUCUUUCCUUCCUUCCUUCCUUCCUUCCUUCCUUCCUUCCUUCCUUCCUUCCCUCCGUCCUUCCUACCUUCCCUACCUUCGCUCCUUCCUUCCCUCCUUUUCGGCUCUGAAUUUUCUUCUCUUCUAUCUCUCUCUCUCACACAAACACACACACUUUCUUAUACUUUCUCUCGCUCUCACUUUGUCUUACUUUCUCUCUCUCUCUCUCUUUCUCUCUCUUUCUCCCAAGUCUAAUCACUAUUUAAUUUAA